Molecule: messenger RNA, 1688 nt
Organism: Rhipicephalus microplus (southern cattle tick)
Lineage: Eukaryota; Metazoa; Arthropoda; Arachnida; Ixodida; Ixodidae
Gene: Pus1
Product: Pseudouridine synthase 1
Biological process (GO): mRNA pseudouridine synthesis; tRNA pseudouridine synthesis
Cellular component (GO): nucleus
Molecular function (GO): RNA binding; pseudouridine synthase activity
Source: RefSeq, a predicted model, not a curated record
GUUGCACUGGGUUUCCGAGAGGCGCAAGAGGAGAAACCGCAGUGGGAGGCAGUUCAAAGAGCAAAUCGAAGAUUAGAACUACAGUACACCGUAAUUAGAACGCUGGUGGUGUGCGACCUACAUGCAGGAUAGAACACGUUCGGCAGCAAGCGUAUUAAGUCAGUGAUUGACAUUUUUUGUUAGAUCGCCUGUUAAAAGAAGGCAGCGCAACAACGAUCAUCAUCAUCCAUCUGCAUCGGUGCAUGCAUGUCCGAACCGCAUGGCCUGUGUGCGACCGUUUGGCCAAAAGUUGUAUUUGAUGCCCUCCGAGUUCGCCUGGUGACCGAAGUUCUAUGGUGGUGAGGUUCAUACGAGGGACACUGCAGCGCCUUUUAGGCUUAGCAUUUGAAAAGAAACAAUUUCUUAGGUGGCCAUUUGUCACAAACAUCAUGUCAGAACUACAGAAUGUCAUAGAAAAAAAACGUGCGCUGGACGAUAGUGGUGGAGAGCAAGAUGCCAAGCGGUUAAAAUCAGAUAUUGAGGCACAAAAUCCAGAACUCCUAAAAGUGAAGGCAAAGAAGAUGGCUUUGUGCAUGUGUUACAAUGGAAAGGACUAUCUAGGAAUGCAAAGGAAUCCAGGAACAAAGACAAUAGAGGAAGACCUGCUUACUGCUUUGUACAAAGGACAGCUCAUACAGAGAGAGCACAUAGACAUUCCACAAAAUGUGAAGUUUCAGCGUGCAGCUCGUACAGACAAAGGAGUCUCUGCUGUGAGACAAGUGGUGUCGCUUAAACUACCCACCAAUAUCACCAUCGAUGAAAUGGUGACCAGGAUCAACAGCCAUCUAGUGGAUCAGAUCAGAGUCAUUGAUAUCAAGCGCACAACAAGAGGCUUCAACUGUAAAAACAACUGCGAUUAUCGCACCUACAGUUACAUGUUACCAUCAUUUUCAUUUGCGCCACCAGGAGUUACACCUGAUGAAUCCUAUCGCAUCUCAAAUGAAAGAAUAGAGGAAGUAAAUAAGGUCCUAGCACUGUACAAAGGUUGCCAUAACUACCACAAUUUCACAUCAGGAAAGAAAUCGGAAGACCCAAGUGCAAUGAGGUUCAUGAUAUCUAUAGAGUGUGGGCAGCCUUUCAUUCAGGGGGAUAUAGAGUUUCUGCAGAUUAGGAUCAAGGGCCAGAGCUUUAUGCUUCACCAGAUACGAAAGAUGGUCGGCCUGGUCAUCGCCAUCAUGCGUGGGCAUACAGACCAGUCUACGAUUCGCCGGGCAUGGGGCCCUGAACGACUGGACAUCCCCAUUGCACCACCACUAGGCCUGAUGCUUGAACACUUGCAUUACGACCGCUACAACAAGCGCUACGGUGGAGAUGGUCUGCAUGAGCCACUCUGUUGGGAGGCCAAGCAGGACUUGAUCCAGGCAUUCAAGGAGAAGCACAUCUUCCCCACAAUCGUGGAGACAGAAAAAAAUGAAAAGUCAAUGUUAAACUGGAUGGAGAACCUGCCACUCCACUCUUACGAUGUACGCGAGCCAGGACCGCCGACACUUGAAGAUGCAGAGCUAUGCGUUAUGGCUGGCAGUGAUGAUGAUGGUCCAGAUGAUGAGAAAGAAGUUCAAGAUUGCAGUUCCAAGAAGGAGAACACGGAGAGUGCAGAGGAGUCUUUGAAGCUCAUAAAAAAAAGUAUAUAAUAAAAUAACCACAGCCAA